AUGUUGUGUUCAGUUCUGCGCCACUUGCCGACCAGCUUGUGGAAGCAGUUGCGCCGUGCUCGGAUCUGUCCCAGUAGCAAGACCCUUCGGCGACAUGCAUUAAAUCAACGUGAUACAGCGCAAUCCAACUUCGCUGCAUACGAAACCAUACCAGCACAGCGCCACACAGCAACGGGUGAGUUAACUGCGGAAGAAAAGAAAAUGUUUCUGGACUAUGUUCAAUCUAUCACUGACAACCGUGCACAGUGGAGGCGGUCUUCUUUAGUAAAGUCGCUAGGCCAGCUUAAGCCGCAAGCUACGUUUUCAAAUAGGCCAGACAGGUUUGUACACAAGGUUUCCAGUUUGAAACUGUACACAACUUUGAUGGAAGUUCUAUCUCUUGGCUUAAAGUAUUGCCCUCCUAGGCGCAGGGAUAACCAGCUC
This is a messenger RNA of Dicrocoelium dendriticum, 423 nucleotides long. The record is from the annotation of a GenBank genome assembly. Lineage: Eukaryota; Metazoa; Platyhelminthes; Trematoda; Plagiorchiida; Dicrocoeliidae.